GCGUUGGCCGAGAUAACGGCUUGGGUGGAUGACCGUCUUGAACUGUUUCGUGUCUACGUGUCUGAAGACAACUGGACGGAGGCCGCAGCAAUCCAAAAUCAUUUUUCGGCAUCACACGAGUCCUUCGUGCGAGUCUACCAGUUGAUCUUGCGUCAAGAUGUCGCGAAUGCGCUCCGAGCCUCA
Messenger RNA from Phytophthora sojae, 183 nucleotides. RefSeq lists its product as hypothetical. The record is from RefSeq and is a predicted model, not a curated record. The transcript has a single exon. The annotation marks the transcript as partial. Lineage: Eukaryota; Oomycota; Peronosporomycetes; Peronosporales; Peronosporaceae.